Messenger RNA from Blepharisma stoltei, 3030 nucleotides. The record is from the annotation of a GenBank genome assembly. NCBI's taxonomy places the organism in Eukaryota, Ciliophora, Heterotrichea, Heterotrichida, Blepharismidae.
AUGUCUUCAAAGGUCCUUGAUAUGAAUUUCGCCGAGAAUCCAAUAUCAAAACAAAGCAAUUCUCCAGUUUAUAGUAUUUUGCAGCACGAGGAGCGCGAGGUAUCUUAUCUUCCAGUCAGUCCCAAUUUAUUAAAUUUCGCUGACAAAGCUUUAAACCAGAAAUACAUCCAAACCUUGUACACAUGCAAAGAUGAAAUUUCAAAGCCUUCUGCAGAGUUUAAAAGCAAUUUAUUGAUGUUUUACCUAUUUUUGUCAAUAUAUAUAGUCAUACUGAUUACAACUGCUUUAUUACUACAUUCAGAAGGAAAUCUGUCAGAUAUUCAGCUGGUUUUCCACCUAAUUUGCUUAGGUGGGAUAACUUUGGUUUCGUAUAUCUGGCUGAUCUGUAUAUAUAAAAAACAAUGGUUUCUUAUGAAAAACAGAGUAUUUUUUUUGAUGCUGGGCUUGGCUUUUUUGAGUUAUUUGAUAGUGGGAGAUCACCGAGUUUUAUCAGAAAUUACAGAUUCUAAUCAUACUAGCAGCCGCCUGCCGACAUCGAUAGGUAUUGUGUGUUUUUUGGUUUUGAUGAGGCUAGUUCUAUUUGAAUGCUUUUACUAUUUAGUAAUCUUAGCAACUUAUGCUUUAAUUUUAUUUUUAGGACUAGAAGUUGGCUAUUCCCGACUAUCAACAUACUCCACUCUAAGUGAAUUUUCACUUAUCGCAUUAUUUUUUGUGCUCCAAAUCCUCGACUCUCAAAAAAUUGAUUUCAGAACUCGGCAGCUGUUCUGAAGAAAAGAAAAAGAAGAAGAAGGCAUCGAGCACGAUCUAAAAGUUGAUGAAAACACCAAUAAACCUGACAUUAAAUCAGAAACUGAAAUCCUUAUAAGUUCAUGCGACAAAAUAAAGCAAGAGCUUAAAUAUGCCUACCAUGUCAUCAUAUUUAAAGACGUCAAAAAAAGACUAAAACAGACCAUGGGAUUAAUAGAAAAAGUCAAAAGGAGAAUCGCUCACGGAUCAUUUUUUGACGAUGUAAAAAUAGAAACCCAUAUGAAUAUUGAUGAGCAGGAUAAAGCAUUUAUCAGAGAAAAUUACAUGAAUGUCACUAUUGAAAGCACAAGAGACCGCAAUAAUGAACGAAAAGUAACAAUGAGCGAUAUAACAGAAAAGGAAACCGAUUUUCCUUUUCAUAGCUACGGAGUCGCUGAGCUGGAAAGCGUGCUUUUUUCUGUUGGAAAAAACUGGAAUUUUGAUAUCUGGUUUGUAUAUAAUACAACUGGACAUAGCAUUUUUAUUAUAGCAAAAUAUUUUUUUAAAAAGUGAAAUUUAAUUGAGGCUUUUAACAUACCAGAAGACGUAUGUGACAAGUAUUUCCAGACAUUGGAAAAAGUAAUAGCUAUUUAGGGGUAUAACCAUAAUCCAUAUCACAAUGCGUGCCAUGCUGCUGAUGUGCUGCACACAUUCCUACAUAUAAACAUUAAUUAAUAAGAUUUAACCUUCGUUUAAUGUCAAAUACCGCAUCACCUGCACGGGCUUCCAUCCCUGCUUCGGGGUUCCCUGCUCCACCACAUCGUGUGGCCGCCUGGCUUCACUACUGAAUGGCCCCUAGACUUUGGGCGUUCGGAUUCUGAAUGCUAUCCAUCCAGCUCCCAGGCUUCGACGCAGGCUGCCUGCACAAAAAUUCCCAAAAAUGGAAUUUCUAGCCGACUAUCGGCAAAAGGUCCAACUUAAAGCCCAAGGUGUGAUUCUUGAUUUCGCGCUAGGAAGUUGCCCGAAGGAUCAAAAGACGCUGCUGCUGGCUUCCUCUUUCCAAUACUAGUCCUUUCCUUUCCCACGAGGUAAAUCCACUCCUGAAAAGGGACUUUGAUAAGGUUGCCGGAAGCUUACCUGAUAUUGCUGUCCAUUUCUUGAUUUGCAAAACCUUGCAAGAUAUAAUUAAAUAUGUGCUCGAGGCUGCGUGAUCGUGAGGCAAUGCCCGGGCCAAGACACCGUAUUUAAUUAUAGUCAGUGAAACUGACUGGCACGGGGUGCUUUUGGCUCGAAACUGAGCCAAAAGCACCCCGUGCCAGUCAUCACUAACUAUAUAAAGUGCUGCACACUCUUUUAUUUUUUUAUUUUAAUGGAGAAUUCCUCAGAAAUUUGAGCCCGCUUGACACAAUUUCUUCUUUAGUUGCAUCAUUAGGCCACGAUGUAGGGGUUUCGGCGAACAAAAAACCUCAUAGUUUUUAUCUUGCUGCCUUUUUACAGUCAAAAAUGACGAGGUUUUUUUCAGGAAAAAAUCUCAGGGUUUUUCCUGAUACCCCAGAUGUAGGUCAUCCAGGACUGACAAAUAGAUUCUUAGUAAACAAUAGAGACGAAAUAGCAAUCCAAUAUAAUGACAUAAGUGUAUUAGAAAACAUGCAUUGUUUUAAGAUUUUUAGUAUUAUGGGAAAAACAGGCUGCAAUAUUUUUGAAAAAUUAUCUAGUGAUGACUGGGUUAAAUCGAGAAAAUUAAUAAUUGAAAUGGUCCUUGAAACUGACAUGUCAAGACAUUUUGAGAUUCUGGGGAGGUUCAGAACUAGAGCUUUAAGUCUUUCUGAUCUAAAUUUGGACAAUCAAGAUGACAAAACACUAAUUUUGGCGAUGGGGCUGAAAUGUGCAGAUAUAGGGCACAGUGCAAAAAUUAAAGAAUUGCAUGAAAAAUGGACAGAUUUAGUAUGCGAAGAAUUUUAUAAACAAGGAGAUAUUGAAAGGUCAAGAAGGCAGCCGAUUUCUAUGUACUGUGACAGAGAAAACGCUGAUAUCCCUAAAAGCCAAGCUGGAUUUUUGAAAAAUAUUUGUAUUCCGCUGUUUGAUGUAUGAUGCCAGUUUUUAAGGUCAGAUACAAUUACAAGGUCAUGCUUGGACCAAAUGAAAGCGAAUUAUAAUCAUUGGGAGGAUAAAGGAAAAGCUAGAAGAUCGACAGUUGGAUACAGCAGUGCAGUGUCUAAAUCUUUUGAAGUCGAAAAGCGGCAAAUUCUAGGGACUUCUGAUAUUGCAAUUAAAAGAAAGCAGUCAGACGCUAGCAACAGUUAA